This is a messenger RNA of Nymphaea colorata (pocket water lily), 1604 nucleotides long. RefSeq names its product phosphatidylinositol N-acetylglucosaminyltransferase subunit C-like. The record is from RefSeq and is a predicted model, not a curated record. Lineage: Eukaryota; Viridiplantae; Streptophyta; Magnoliopsida; Nymphaeales; Nymphaeaceae. Gene Ontology annotation, cellular component: membrane; glycosylphosphatidylinositol-N-acetylglucosaminyltransferase (GPI-GnT) complex. The transcript has 2 exons. Gene Ontology annotation, biological process: GPI anchor biosynthetic process. Bases 667 to 1572 code for a protein of 301 amino acids.
UACCUCCAUUUUGCCAUGAGAUUUUCAUGCGUCAAAAAAAUCAUAAAGAACUAUUAAAGUAUUGACAAAUAAUUGGUUUAGAUUUGAGUUGUUUUGUUUUUACGAGCAGCGUGUGGGGUGAGUUUUGUUCGCGCGUGUGCCGGUGACAACUUUGUCUUUUUUUUUUUUUAACUUGAAGGGGCGUUUGUUACGCUGGAAAUCUAUUAUUCAUCCAAAAAAAAUAUUUCAAAUUUUUCAACACGUAACAAACGCGGAAAAAAAAAUUCAACUAAAAAUAUUUCCACAUAAAGAGGCGGAAAUAUAUGUCCGGAAAAUUUUUACGGCCCGUUAGGGCACGCUCUUCUUCACUCGCCUCACGCAGCCCUCUUCACCGUGAGGGCUUCAUCGUUUUGAAAGCUUCCUUUGACCCUGUUCAUCCGCAUCUGUCGGUGGCGGAACCGCAUCACAGCAGCAGCGUUGUCUUUCUCAACUGCAGCAGCGUUACCUCUAGGCCAUGUGGAUAAGGACUAUAUGGGGGCUGCCGAUUUUUACGUUAUAGAACCGGAAUCUUGGUGGUGUGCUGCUACUCAUAAGACCUAGAUGCAGUCUUCAGGGUUACUUCUUGGCCCAAAGUGUAUCUAUCCAGUGUAGCCUUGGUUGCUUUAACUAUUGUUGGUAGCUUAAUUGAUGGAGAACAAAACUUUGAAUACACAAGCUCGAGCCAAAUGGAAGAAAGUGGCAUAUGGUGGCAUGCAACCUGGGUAUGCGGACAAUUAUACAGACGAGUCCUUUCUUGAAGAUAUGGUUAUGAAUGCCAAUGUUGUAAAGAGAGACUUGCUUAAAGUGAUGCUGGACUCAGUUUCCAUCACUCAGUAUCUUUGUGUUGUAGUUCUCGUGGUCUGUGUGUGGACAUACACAUUGUCGGCCAGAAUAGAUGGAAGGACACUCCACCUGGUUAAUGCUGUUCUCCUUGGGAUGGGCUUCCUGGUGCUUGUCUUAACGGAAACGAAACUUUCUAUUUCCCUUCUUCUUCAUUACCUCCUUAACAUUGCUUACUUCAUUAGUGGCUUGUAUGUACUAGCCCCACUUUAUUGCACCCUCACAAGAUCCAUCAGUUCAGACUCCAUUUGGGCACUAACAGUUUUCCUGCUUGUUAUUCAUCUUUUUUUGCAUGAUUAUUCUGGCUCAACCAUCAGACCACCUGGGGCCUUGAAGAAUCCAACACUAACCAGCAAUAUCUCCCUGAAUGCGUCCAUUGUGGCGUCUGUUCUUAUUGCUUCCCGCCUUCCUUCAAGGCACCAUGUGUUCUCCAUCAUGCUUUUUUCUUUACAGAUCUUUCUUUUUUCUCCACUUGUGAUGUACUGCAUCAAGAAGUACAACACCAAAGUGCACUUGUGUUUUUCUCUCCUCUUGACCUGUGCAACUUUGGCCAUUCUUUUUCCCCUUCACCAUUCCUUGUUUGCUCUAUUUCUAGUCCUAUUAUUGUUCAUUAUUGUUGUAUGUCCUUACUGGCUUAUCAGGAUACAGGAAUACAAAUUUGAGAUAAAUGGUCCUUGGGAUGAAGCUAAACUUUGUUAUGACAUAACCGAGUAAUCUCUAGUGAAAUAAGGUUUUUUUAUCUAUUA